AUGUCAUGGAUGAAAGGUAAAUCAUCUGGUUGGACUGCGUUUGAUCUCAAGCAGAGACAGAAACAAGGUCUCGAAGAAAGAGAGAUCGAGGAAGAUCCAUUCCCACCUGUUUCGAGUAGUGUUGAUGCACCCUUAGAUGUAAGAGGAAAGCUGAGAAGAAAUCAUGAAUCUUUUGAAAAGUCUUUUUCGUCCGUGCUCUUACCUCCUUCGAAAUUUCCGGCAUUGACAGAGAAUAAGGAUUUUGGAAACCAAGUAAGCGGUGGAGGUCGCAAAAACCAAUCGAACGGUUUGAUUCCGCCUAUAAACAGUCAUGAUUCAACUUUCAUGAAGCUGAAGGAAAUGUUCAGCUGGGCAGAUGAUAGCUUGAUAAGGGAUAUAUUGUUGUCCACAGAAGAUAAAUUUGAGAUUGCCUUCGAGUUUUUGGAAGCAAUGGCUCCUAGUAAUUCAGCAGACCAAGGUACUAACAGUAAGAAACUUGAGGAUCCAACUUCAAAGAUUGAUGGUUAUUCAACCGAUAACAGAAGAUCCGGGUAUAAAACAUUCGGUAGAACUGCUACAAGUUCGGUGAAUAUGGCUGCAAGGUCCACAUGUGAGGAUGCUGACAAGGACGAUCUGCAAGAGAGUAGUGGAAGUUCGUUUCUGGUGAAUGCAUAUGACAGUGAAAAGCUCUCUGAUGAUAUUUCUGAACUAGAUAGUAUCAUUCAGAGGCUUCAGUCCAUUCAUAUAGAACCUGAAUGGGAAGAGGAUGAUCUUUACUUGACUCAUCGAAGGGAUGCACUGAAAAUGAUGAGAUCAGCCUCAAACCAUUCAAAAGCUGCCCAAAAUGCUUUUCUGAGAUAUGACCAUGCUUCUGCCAAGCAGCAUUCAGAGAAAGCAAGAGAGGACUGGUUAACAGCUGAGAAGUUAAAUGCUGAGGCAGCCAAGAAGAUCAUAGGUAUAACAAAUAUGGAUAACGACAUAUGGAAGUUGGACCUGCAUGGUCUCCAUGCAACAGAAGCUCUUCAAGCGUUACAGGAACGUUUGAAAAAGAUCGAAGGUCGAUUCACGGUGAACCGUUCAGUAUCACCAAAUAGAGGUAGCUCAAAGAAUGCCGCUCUGCGAUCUGCAUCACAAGAGCCUUUUGGUAGAUUAGAUGUGGAAGGCCUGGACUGUCAAAGAACUUCUUCUAGAGAACUACGAAACUCAUUGCAGGUUAUAACAGGUAUUGGUAAACACAGUCGUGGACAUGCUUCGCUUCCUCAAGCCGUGAAGACAUUCUUUGAAGAUAACAGGUACAGGUUUGAUGAGACAAGACCCGGAGUUAUCACAGUGCGGCCAAAAUUCCGACACAGCUGA
Arabis nemorensis is the source of this 1335-nucleotide messenger RNA. NCBI's taxonomy places the organism in Eukaryota, Viridiplantae, Streptophyta, Magnoliopsida, Brassicales, Brassicaceae. The record is from the annotation of a GenBank genome assembly.